Messenger RNA from Phalaenopsis equestris, 609 nucleotides. RefSeq names its product RNA demethylase ALKBH5-like. Gene Ontology annotation, biological process: mRNA catabolic process. Lineage: Eukaryota; Viridiplantae; Streptophyta; Magnoliopsida; Asparagales; Orchidaceae. The record is from RefSeq and is a predicted model, not a curated record. Gene Ontology annotation, molecular function: demethylase activity; mRNA binding. The transcript has a single exon. The coding region runs from base 1 to 609 and encodes 202 amino acids.
AUGAAAUUAGAAUUUGAAUUUUAUGAGGAGAUUCGAGGAAAUUUUGUCAACAUCUUGGAGGGUUUGGAAUUGCAUACAGGAGUUUUCUCUGAAAGGGAUGAGAGGAGAAUUCUCGACUGUGUAUUUGAUAUAUGGGAUAAAGGCUUUGUUGGUUUGUUGAUGAAGAAAACAUAUUCAAAGCCACAAAAAUGGAUGAGGGGCAAGGGACAAAUUACAAUUCAAUGUGGUUGCUACUAUAACUUCGCGAAGGAUAGACUAGGGAACCCCUCGGGUAUCCUAAGAUAUGACGAGGUGGAUCCUCUGCCUUCAGAGAUAAAAAGGAUUAUCAAAAGAAUGGUAAGGUGGAGCAUACUGCCGGCAAAUUAUAUCCCAAAUAGCUGUAUCAUCAAUAUCUAUGAGGAAAAAGAAUGCAUUCUGCCCCACAUAAAUUACCACGACUUUGUCAAGCCUUUCUGUACAAUAUCUUUUAUGAGCAAGAGCAACAUUUUACUUGGAAGAGAAAUUGACAUUGUGGGACCUGGAGAGUUCAGAGGAUCAGUUGAGAUUCCACUGCUAGUGUGUUCAGUUCUGAUCUUGAAAGGAAACGGAGCAGACUUGACGAAGCAUUGA